Silurus meridionalis is the source of this 845-nucleotide messenger RNA. It is a transcript of the gene aamdc, whose product is annotated as adipogenesis associated, Mth938 domain containing. The transcript is spliced from 4 exons. Gene Ontology annotation, cellular component: cytoplasm. The coding region runs from base 307 to 675 and encodes 122 amino acids. Gene Ontology annotation, biological process: positive regulation of fat cell differentiation. NCBI's taxonomy places the organism in Eukaryota, Metazoa, Chordata, Actinopteri, Siluriformes, Siluridae. The record is from RefSeq and is a predicted model, not a curated record.
GUUAGCUAGCUACACAACACGAUUAAUCGCAAUUUAUUCCUAAAUAUCAUUACAGUAUACCAAAUAGAAUAUACCUAACAUCUCUAUCUAAACAUCACUCGAUAAAAACAGCCACAUGGUAGGCAAUUGGGCUGGUAAAAGUCCCACCUGAUUGGAUGACGAUCGUGACGUCGUGUGGGCGUGUCUCGGCCAUCUUUAUAUAUUUUUUAAAUUUUUGCGACGCUGAAGUCACAGAGCCAAAGCAAGAGCCCGAGUAUACCAGGAAAGCUGAUCUGCUGUUUACUGGGGUUACAGGUCAGAGCAGUCAUGUCCUCCCCAGAAAUCGCAUCUUUGUCCUGGGGCCACAUGAAGGUCAAAGGCUGUUCCUCUUCCUAUAAAGAUUGUAAAGUGUGGCCAGGUGGCAGUCGGGAAUGGAACUGGAGAGAAACUGGGACAGAUCAUUAUCCAGGUGUCCAGCCAGCUGACCUGGAGGAAAUCCUGAGGAAAGGAGUUGAUAUUCUGGUAAUCGGAAGAGGAAUGAGUGAAGCAUUACAGGUUCCACCCUCGACAGUGGAACAUGUGAAGAAACAGGGUGUGGAUGUAAAAGUUCUGCAGACUGAGAAGGCUGUGAAGGAGUACAACAUCCUUGCAGGACAGGGAGCAAAAGUGGGAGGAGUUUUCCAUUCCACUUGCUAAAGACGGAAAGCUGACUGUACGGUGCCUUACUCUGAAAAGGCGGUUUCAAACGUUCUUUCAAAAAAAAAGUACAGUAUUUACAUCAUAUCACAAGUUUUUAUUACAAGAAAAAACUACAGAACAAUAUUUUCUCUCAAAAUAAAUUGAUUCUAAGGGCGGGAAAAAAAAAA